Scophthalmus maximus (turbot) is the source of this 1977-nucleotide messenger RNA. RefSeq names its product LIM/homeobox protein Awh-like. Bases 682 to 1875 code for a protein of 397 amino acids. Gene Ontology annotation, cellular component: nucleus. The record is from RefSeq and is a predicted model, not a curated record. Gene Ontology annotation, molecular function: DNA-binding transcription factor activity, RNA polymerase II-specific; RNA polymerase II transcription regulatory region sequence-specific DNA binding. Gene Ontology annotation, biological process: regulation of transcription by RNA polymerase II; neuron differentiation. The transcript is spliced from 7 exons. NCBI's taxonomy places the organism in Eukaryota, Metazoa, Chordata, Actinopteri, Pleuronectiformes, Scophthalmidae.
CUCUGACACACUUUAGAUUGUGAAGCUCGGCAGCGCCUCCCGCUGCACCUCUGAGGUCCUGCGUUCUCCUCUGAAAUAAUCCAGUUAUUAAUACUGUUGGAAUCAGCUGGUGGUCUCCACAAACAGGAAACACUGAGUUCGUCCUCAACAGUCACUCAGGGGAUUUUCAAUUUUUAAUCCCAUUAAAUCUCACAGAUCAGUAAAUGUGUAUGAUGGUUUUUAUUUCAUCCUGAUGACAAAUAAAAAAAACAGUGAACAGUGACAACGUUGAAUUCCUUUCACUCUCUUCUGUUUGAAAGAUUUUUUUUUUCUUCGAUCAUGUACAUCGCAUGUCGUCAUGGCGACAGAUGAUAAUCUCUGGUGUCAGUUGCUUCUGUCAGUUGUUUUUUUUCUCAGGUCACAGUUUUGGUCCCGAGGGAAAACGUCCGAUCCCAGGAGUCUUUUUAAAACAACCUUUCUCUUCUUUUAAUUGGUCCCCAGCGUGAGGCCCCUCCCCUCACCUGCUCACCAAUCAGAUCGGUUGUUGUUGCCACCUGGGGCCUCUGGUUUCCAGGUGUGUCGGGGGCGGGAGGAGGGACAGGUGUCGGGAUGAAGAAACAACACGAGCUUUAAAGUGUUGAGGCGUUCGAGGGCUUCACACAAAACACGAAAAAGAACAACUCCAAACAAGACAGGACAAUCAUGAUGUCUCCAGACGACCGCGUCCUGGAGGAGCUGUUGUUCGCCAGCGACCUUGGUGACGAGGCCGAGGGGUCUGAGACGGGCGGCGGCGGCUCGGCGGGGGCGGAGGAGGAAGAGGAGGAGGAGGAGGAAGGUGCUCCUGCAGACAACGAGCCGAUGAUCUGCUGCGCCUGCAGCGAGCAGGUGUGCGAGCGGUUCUUCCUGCUGGCGGCGGGACGGGUGUGGCACGCCGCCUGCCUCCGCUGCAGCCAGUGUCAGUGCGAGCUGCAGACGCACCCCUCGCUCUACUGGAGAGAUGGGAACGUCUACUGCCAGCAGGACUACGGCAGGAUGUUUGGCGGCGGUCAGUGCGCUCGCUGCCUCCAGCCAAUCCCAGCGUCCGCUCUGGUCAUGAGGUCCGGUCAGCUGACCUUUCACCCUCACUGCUUCUGCUGCCAGGAGUGUGACAUCAAACUGUUGCCGGGCAACCUCUACUGCAUCCAGGGCCAGAGUCUCUUCUGUCAAUCACACUAUCACGCCAAAGGCGGCGUCCCACCGUCCCACAAUCCUCCGGCCAGACCACAUGUGAGAGACGCUCAAAAUCAGGUCUCCGCCGAGGGGGAGGAGUCCGUCAGCAGCUCGGAGCCUCGACUGGACGACACGGUGAGCGGCGGACGCGCCCGGCGGCGGACCAAGCGAAUCCGGACGUGCUUUCGCAGCGAGCAGCUCCGAGCGCUGGAGUCGUAUUUUGCCCAGAAGCACAACCCUGACGGAAAAGACUGGACCUGCCUCGCUCACAAGACGGGCCUCCCCAAGAGAGUCCUGCAGGUGUGGUUUCAGAACGCUCGGGCCAAACUGAGGCGUUCUCUCACCGCGGACGACGCACAGGUCAACUCCCCGUCUGCUGCCCUGAGGGCAGGCGUCUCCGUGGCGACCAGCCCCCCGCUCCCCGCGGCCCGCUCCUCACCAGACCAGUCUCCGCUCUUCUCCGCCAGCACCAUCGACCAGCUGCAGCUGUCGCUGCUCACCGCGCCGCUCGGCGACCUGCCCGUGAGCCCGCCCGCCAACCUGCAUCGCCAGCUGCGAAGCCCCGCCUUCUUCCUGGACUACGACUCCCAGAGUGCACCGGGGUGCGAGGACUUUGGCGAGGCAGGAGACGGAAGAGCCCAAACAGACGCUGACCCUGAUCUUUCUUUUCGAACACACUACUGUUAGACGAGCGACUUCUGCAACCGAGCAACUUUAAUGUUGUGUUAGCAUUAGCAUUAGCAUUAGCACCAAGUGUUAAUCUGACCUCUCAUUCAUAAUAAACGUGUC